Laccaria bicolor S238N-H82 is the source of this 2217-nucleotide messenger RNA. RefSeq lists its product as uncharacterized. Lineage: Eukaryota; Fungi; Basidiomycota; Agaricomycetes; Agaricales; Hydnangiaceae. Gene Ontology annotation, cellular component: site of double-strand break. Gene Ontology annotation, biological process: DNA double-strand break processing involved in repair via single-strand annealing; double-strand break repair via homologous recombination. The coding region runs from base 1 to 2217 and encodes 738 amino acids. Gene Ontology annotation, molecular function: flap-structured DNA binding; Y-form DNA binding; double-stranded DNA binding. The record is from RefSeq and is a predicted model, not a curated record. The transcript is spliced from 6 exons.
AUGCUUGGAGAAAAUGCAACAUAUUCCAGUGCUCAUCUUCGAGAGCGGGACAAGAUCCUCGAAGAAAAGCACAGGAAGGAAAUUGCCGUUAUUGAGCGGAAAAUCGAGCGGCUCAAAUGGUCCAACAACGACACCGUGAAACAGCUAUUCGAAGCCCAGAACCGUUGCCAGCGUCUUGCGCACUCUCUUGGGUUCAAAGACAUAUAUGAGGCUCAGGUUACGAUUGAUACCGCCGACUACGACACGUCUUUCAAGGACUCUUUGGAACGCGUUCAUACGUUGGAAGUUGAGUUGCUGGCAGAGCGGAAUGAGGGCGAGAGCUUGCAGGAAAAGCUUCUUCUCGCGGAGGAGGAGAAGCGUCAGAUCCAACUCCAGCUGGAGAAGAUGAUUGCGGAUAAACAACCCAAACCAUCGUAUGCGAAGCUCAAGGCAGAGCACGCUGACCUUCAAGCGAGAUAUAACGCGUUAAAAGACGUGAAAGAACGCGCUGCAGAACGAUAUAAGGUCGACUACAAGAAAUGGCGCGACUUUAGCAAAUGGUUGUUCACAGAAGACGACAAUCACCGCAAACAUCGAAAUGAACAGGGAAUCUCGGCAACGGAGAAGAAGAAACGCGACUAUGAAAGUAUCAUGAGGAAGAAACAGAAGAUGGUGGAUUUCGCACCUGAUCUGGCGCAGUUCGCGGGCGAAGAUGAUGAAAAUCCUAAAGAUCCUGAGGCCGCGACGACGCCGACCCGUCCUCCACCCCCCAUUGGUCGCAUUGACAUCGAGGGAGAUAAGGAGAAUCAGGAAAAUCAUUCUACCCCAGUCCCUUCGCACAAAUCGCAUCGCAUAUCAUCAGCCCCACCCGUCACCAAGUCGACACCUCUUACCAAAUUAGCACCACUUUCGAAAUCAACUCCCCCCGCAUAUAACCUUCAAUCACUCAACAACAGGAUUCCCUCUGCGCCUUCAUGUUCGCCCACCAUUUUUCUCGAUCCCGCCGUCCCAACAACAAGUACCCGUUCUGUGUCAAGUACGCGAGUCCCCCUUUCUUUCAAGCCAAUACCCAACACGGAACCGCGGAAUACCAUUGUUAUCAAGAAUGAACCAAAUUCGAGUCCCACAAAUUUGAGUGACGCUCUCAAACGGCCACAUUCUCCAACUCUGUCUCCCCCAGUUCCGAAUUCAUCUGAUACUGAGGAAGAUUCCCAAGCCAUAUCAUACCCCCUCACCACUACGGCAAAACCUGUAGUUUUCAAGAUACCAGCACCGCCUCUUGUCCCUAAGGCUUUGAGGUUGAACCAAGCUGGGGGAUCUUCCGACACAGAGGACGAUUCGCAAGCUCCCGACCCAACCCCAGUUCCACUCCGUCCACGAGAAGAGUUCCCGACCUGUCCACCUGUUGCCGUCGCUGGGCCUUCUACUGCACGACAAGGUGGCUACGGAGCUAUCCAGCCACGACGGCCUGGUCAGCUUGGCGGGGAUAGCAGCAGACCCAACAAGGUGAGGAGAGUGAGUGGGAACGAGUUUGCAGGGGGGUCUAGUUCGAGUCGACCGCAGCAUGACAUAAAGGAUCAGCUUAUACCGCGCAUCUCGGAUGUGAAGGGAAAGGGAAAAGAGAGAGAGGAAGAUUUUAUUACUCCGUUGACUAGCCGAACGGUUGGACAGAAGCGUAUUGAGGAUUAUUCGGCGUUUAAAGGAAGGGGAAGGUAUGCUAGAGGGGGUGAUGCAAGCGCUGGCAAAACUAUCAACACUUUAUUCACCAUCGACCCAGCUCAGAACGGUGGAGUUGACUACCAGUACGACGAAGUUGUACGAGGGAAAGAGCAACGCCGGCACAUGAACGCAGGAGACUGUGAAUGUUGUCGAGACUACUACGAAGCCGUUGGCCCCCUCCCUAAUCGCUUACAACAACCACUAUGGCGCUCACCUUCCAGCAAGCCCUGUGCACGACAUUCUUAUGAAAACCUCUCUUCUUCCACAUCUUCAGCCCGCCGUGAUAAAGGUUCUAGUUCCUCCCACGAACGCGAGGUCGACACACACAAAAAAGCCAUCUCGCGUCAUCGACAUACGUGGGCACGCGCGAAUACGCCGCCUGGGUAUUGGAAUAUUGGGUUUCCGGAUACGCAGGAGGUGGGAGAUAUUAAUGAGAGGGCUGAGGAGAUGCAUAGGAAGAAGAGGGAAGAGGUGGAGAGGGAGGUUGGGGGUGGGGGUGGGAAGUAUCGGAGGAGGUAG